Oncorhynchus keta (chum salmon) is the source of this 1747-nucleotide messenger RNA. RefSeq names its product elongator acetyltransferase complex subunit 6 (gene elp6). Gene Ontology annotation, biological process: tRNA wobble uridine modification. The record is from RefSeq and is a predicted model, not a curated record. The transcript has 7 exons. Gene Ontology annotation, cellular component: elongator holoenzyme complex. Bases 416 to 1225 code for a protein of 269 amino acids. Lineage: Eukaryota; Metazoa; Chordata; Actinopteri; Salmoniformes; Salmonidae.
AUACUCAGAUUGUCCCUCUCUUCGUGCAGUAGAAACUACGGUCGUGUAUAUCAUGCUACUUUUUCACAACAAACAUUCGGAAAAAGAAAUAGCUAUGAAUAGGGAAUUGUUUUGAACAUAUUCAAUGAAUGUAGUUAUUAUUGAUGAAAAGGUACUUUGAGUUGUUGUGAUUUGUCCUGGAUAACGCAAAAAACAAAAUCGUGUCAACAAUCUAGCCAACUUCAUAGUCUCCCUCGACAGUCUGCAGUACUACUGUAGCUAGCUAAAUGUACUUUCCUGGUAGUGUUAAGCUUUCAUAUGUAAAGACGUUGGUUAAGAUAUCUAGCUAGCUAGAUAAUACUUUAUUAAUAGCUAACUAGCAACUCACCAGAAGACAUCAAAAGAUUCGUAUGAGAAAUCUUCAUCCCUUCUCAAGAUGUUUGCAGAGCUCAACAGUAUUCUCAAUACUAGUCCUGACAGCUUCAAGCCGGGAGAGUUUAUUUUAGUGUCUGACAAACAUACAGACGCGUCCUUCCUCAUUCACCAUUUCCUCUCCUUUUAUUUACGAGCGGGCUGUAAGGUGUGUUUCUUGGGUCUUGUGCAGUCCUUCAGUCACUACAGUGCAAUCAGUCAACGGUUGGGUGUGAGUUUGACCCAGGCAAGGGAGAAAGGGCAGCUGGUGUUCCUAGAGGGACUAAAGGAAUCCUUGGGGGUACUUCUUCAGGGGGAGGCCAGCAAAGGAACCCGGACAAUGGACUUCCUCAGAGAUCCCAGUUCCGGCCUGCGGGGUCUAUAUGACUUUGUGCGGGACAAUGUAAGGGGGGCAGUGGGUGGAGCUGAGGAGUGGGGUCCCCCUGUGCUCCUGGUGGAUGACCUCAGUGUGGUCCUGAGUCUGGGGGUCAGUGUUGGGGCGGCGCUGGACUUCAGUCAUUACUGCAGAGCCACUGUCUGCUCUGAGCUGCAGGGCAGCAUGGUGAUGUUGGUGCGAUGUGAGGCAGAAGAAGAAGAGGAGAGUGAUGAGGAAGGCUCAGAGCGGCUCCUGAGGGGCCUUAUACACCAGUGCAGCCUCACACUCCAAGUACAGGGUCUUCCCACCGGCUACUGCAGGGACAUCCACGGACAAGUGGAAGUGUGCUGGCGAGGACAAUGUGACAAGCAGCAGGCCCAGAAGAAACUCUUCCAGUACAAGGUCCAUGACAAGGGGGCUUCCUUUUUCGCCAGGGGGAUGUCCAGUGCAGUCCUUUGAGGCCUCAAUGCCUCCCUUCCCUCACCUCUCAGUCACAUGGCUCUCUGGGCUCAGCCAUAGAGAAUGAUAGAGAAUGAUAGAGACCUCUAGUGGCCAAAAGGCUAUAUUAUCAUGGGUGGCUAUUGGACCUCCGCCAUUUUAAAGUAGUCAACCUCAUGGAACUUCCAAUUUCAUUGGCUGAUCCCUCCUGGUGACUGUUGGAAUCAUGUCCAAUUGGGUCAUCAGAAGGGAUCAGUCAAUUGUGAAGAAGAAAAUGGACUACUUCAAAAUGGAGAUGCCUUAAUGGACCUGCCUAUGCUGUCAUAUAUGAAAUGGCACAGCUACAAAGAUGGUAAUGAUCAUGAAACAGGUCGGGAUUAGUUUUGAACUGGAGAUUGGAUUUCCGCUUUAAAACCAACCCAGCAGAUGCAUUUCAAAGCUGACAUAGGAAGCCUGGGUGAAUAGGUAAUUUCUCAAGCAACAUGUGAACUGACCUGACUAGGUUGCACUUGUGUUAUACGAAACAAUAAACGGCACAUUUAA